AACUUUGCUCUGAACUUCCCUUUGUGCCGCGUCAUCUGGCAGCCAGCGGCGGCGUGGCUCUUCGCUGUGGUCAGAUUGUAUCUUAGAAUGGGUUUGGUACCUUUUGAAUGAGCUGAAGUACGUUCGGCGUUGUGUUUGCGUGGGAUUGAUGCCGUAACAAGACUCUUGGCACUUGGCUUCCGCUUGUUGUCUUGAGAACACAUGCGGCUUUAGAGUUUAAAAGUUCAUCGGCGAGAUCCGCUGGGUGGGGGGAGAUUCACGGUGACGUAAAUGAACGAUACAAUGCUUCUUAGAUUUGUGAACAAACAAGCAACGAUAUUUAAUAAACGUGUCCUGAAUCUGCUCUUAUGCUUUAAAGCAUUUGAACAGGGCAAACGUUCAUACCAGUGAUUUCUUUUUCUUAUUUCUUUGGGCUAUAUUAAUAGUAAUAUCAAUGCACCAAAAUGAAAUAUACCUCCUUAUGUUCAAGUUGGCAAGUUUCCCCUCAACAACCAGUUUUUCCUACAACAACUUUUAUAGCUGAAACUGAUUUAGAGUAGUAUAUUUCCAAUAUUACAAUUGACUUUGACAUGUACUUUGUAGUAUGUGACCAGGUAGUUUGAGUGCUUUUCAGCACGACAAACUAAGUUAAGAGUUAAACCCUGACAAAACGCCACAGAUGAAACUAAAUAAACCAAGAAGUAACAUGAACAACAAUAUGGAUCGCGUGGCCCCAUUACGUCGCAGUGUAGUUGUCGUACGCGCUGUGUUCACUCCGCUUGCUGUGGCGGAGGCGCCCGUCUAAAGGUCAGAGAGAAAGGCAGUAAUGUAAUACCACAAACUGCACAACACACACAACGAUGACUUUGGCAUCUGCAGGACACACACAUGUGAAUCUGCACGUGCAACGCUCAAGAAAUGAAGUUAAAUCGUCUGAUUUUAGACAACUGUCAGUACACAUGUUCAUUACCAUAAAUGUGCCAAAUGAAUAGCAUUUGGCCCGCUAGUUGGCAAACGUUAGGGUGCUAACACACUCCACUAAAUUCCAGCAUGUGAGCAUGCAGGUGCUGGUAUUUAGCCCAAAGCACAGCGUGGGGAUCAUUUGUUAAACUGAUGAAUGAAGAUAUAACACAGAAAAAUCUAAAUGAGAGUCUUGAUGCAUUCAAAUACAACCAUUGUUUGUUUUGUUUCUAUGCAAUAAUGUUGUAAAAACUGAGGGCCGUCACGUGGAAGAUAUUGCAUCAAAAAUAAAACCCCACACGUACUGGAAUGUCAUGAGGCCGCUGUUUUUCAGAAUGGAAAUGUUGAUACAGGGACAUGCUCUCGCUCUCAUGCACACAAACAACACUGAACUCCUGGAGCCACUAGAGGUUGUUCACAGGAUGCGAGUCUCUCUGACAUAUUAUCAUCAACAUAUGCACAUUCAUCCUGUUUUGACAUCAGUUGCUCGUGGAAGACGAUGUCUCUUCAAGCGGCUUAAAAAACAACCUCCAUUCAGAUGAAAUCCUCCCCGUUAAUCCCUCGCCGCCACUGGCUACGAUCGUGUCGUGACUUCUGGUGCAUGUUUGCCAAGUGUGUAGUGUCGUGAGAGUGUUGCGUCUACAGAUGUGAGUCACCCCUCUCCGCUCCAACCAGGGGUUCGCUCUUUGUCCCGGCAACGCGUGCGAGUCUGUGUGCGACACACUGACGUCAUGGCAACGCAGCGGAGAGUGCAAACAUUUGUUCCCAACCCCGUUCCCUCGGGUGAAGAGACCUGGAUGGAGACUAAUAAUGACACUUGCUCAUAAAACAUCCGAAUUAUUUUGAUGACGUAGCGCGCGCGCGCACAUCGUUUAUAUUAAUAGACGGUCAGAUGCUUCAGUGUCGUCUCAUGACAGAGGGUGCCAGUUGUGCCUUGUCCUAAAUCUCCUAAAAUCCCUUUUGAAAUCGAGUUGUGACCCCCACGAAUUAAAGGUGCAGGAGGUUCGUACUGUUGUUAUACCAGCUGAAUUUUGAUUCCAGACCAAAAUGUCAAUUUAUUUGUACUUUUGGAAAAUUACCACGGUAGACGGAAAAUAACUGCUGUGACAUUGCUGACGGUAAAUCGUUUUCAAAGGGCUCCGGGCGCAGUUACAACAUGCAAGGCAAGGAAGUUGUUAUUGCAAAACGAAUACACCCUUUAGCGGCGCAUUCUUAUCCAGCUGUGCAGCAGUUAACCCGGAGAACGGGUACGUUUCACCGGCUGACAGUCUGAUGCGUGUUUUAAUGGUGAGGGUGAGACUCCGUAUGCCUUUAGUACAAUUCAUCCGGUCCCGUAUCUGCCACACUGAAGCUGGUGUGUGUGAGAAAGCAGCGGUUUGGAUUGCGCAGUGUUGUCCUCUCUGCCUCACCAGCACAUCCUGUAAUAAUCCGUCGAGCCUGGUGACGUCUACACUUCCCUCCCUCCCUCCCUCCCCAAGGCUUUAUAGUGGGAAGUAAGGCGUUAGAGCUCUGCAUUCAGUGUCACAGUCUCCAGCUGCAGUGAAAACACCGGUUUGAAUCAGCUGGCAGGAACACGCACCGUGUCGGCGUUAAGGACAAUUUACUGAAGUGCAGAUUGGACAUAGCUGUGGGCAGUGAUGGACACGAUGGUGUGUCCGAUGGGUGGAGGGGCUACCAGGCUGUACGGCGCCCUGACUCAGAGCAGCAGCAGCUCUCCACCGCCCCUCCCUCCGCCUGCAGACACAAACCUGGAUCCGCCUUUCUGCCAGGGGCAGAAGGCGUCCCCUCCAUGUCCCCCCACUCCAGCGGAGCUGCUCCGACAGUGUGAAGAGGCCCUGAGGGACCGACCACCUCGCCUCCACCGGAAGUUCACCCACCUCAAUGAUGGAGACAGCGGCUCCAGCAGCUCCAUCAGGGUGAUGCAGUGGAACAUACUGGCACAAGCUCUGGGUGAGGGACUCGACUGUUUUGUUCAGUGUCCCCCGGAGGCCCUCAGCUGGUCCCGCAGGAAGUACCUCAUCUUAGAGGAGAUCCUCACCUACAGACCUCAUAUCCUGUGUCUGCAGGAAGUCGACCACUACCACGACACCUUCCAGCCGGUUCUGGAAGGCCUCGGCUACAGCGGCAGCUUUUGCCCUAAACCCUGGUCGCCGUGCCUGCAGGUGGAGGGCAACAACGGCCCCGACGGCUGUGCUCUGUUCUUCGACCGGUCGCGGUACGAGUGCCUCGACAGCGUGAACCUAAAGCUGUCUGCCCUGCGGAUUCCAACCAAUCAGGUUGCCGUGGUGACGAUGCUGCGGUGCCGGAGCACAGGGAGAUGCGCGUGUGUGGCGGUGACCCAUCUGAAGGCCCGUUCUGGCUGGGAGUGGCUCCGCAGCACCCAGGGCUCGGACCUCCUGCGACACCUCCAGAAUCUGGUCCAGAAGCACGCUGGCGAGCCUGCGGCGGCCCCCGGGUCAGACAUUCCGCUCCUCAUAUGCGGGGAUUUCAACGCGGUCCCCACCGAGGAGGUGUACCAACGUUUCAUCGCGUCGCCUCUCCGUUUGGAAUCGGCCUACAAGAAGCUCAGUCAGGACGGGUUGACCGAGCCAGAGUACACGACUUGGAAGAUUCGGCCUACGGGGGAAUGCUGCAGCACUCUGGACUACAUCUGGUACAGUCAGGACACACUGAGAGUGGACAGCGUUUUGGAAAUGCCCACUGAGGAACAGAUCGGGCCAAACAGGCUUCCGUCUUUUAGCUAUCCGUCAGACCAUCUCUCUCUAGUUUGUGACUUCAGCUUUAAGGAGAAGGAAGGGUGACCCUGCACAACGGGACGGGUCAACACUGAGGAGGGACACCGUUGGCUUCCCUCAACAACAAGGCGCACAAGACGCUAUUUGGAAGUGUCAAGCGGUGGAAGGCGACAGAGAAACCAGAGUUACACACAAAUACAUGCUGCAAGUAACAUGAACAACAAUAUGGAUCGAGUGGCCCCAUUACGUCGCAGUGUAGUUGUCGUACGCGUUGUGUUCAACCUACCUACCUGCACAAUGAACGUGCUGGAUUGGAAACUAUAGAUAUGUACACAUAUACACACAUUUCUGAUCCCAAAACUGUAGUAAAUGUUGUUGACUGCAAUUCUACUACAGCCUGACGGAGAAUAAAAUGUUUUUGCUGAACAUG
Gasterosteus aculeatus aculeatus (three-spined stickleback) is the source of this 4104-nucleotide messenger RNA. RefSeq names its product nocturnin. Gene Ontology annotation, molecular function: poly(A)-specific ribonuclease activity. Gene Ontology annotation, biological process: circadian rhythm. Lineage: Eukaryota; Metazoa; Chordata; Actinopteri; Perciformes; Gasterosteidae. The record is from RefSeq and is a predicted model, not a curated record.